Molecule: messenger RNA, 1953 nt
Organism: Pisolithus orientalis
Lineage: Eukaryota; Fungi; Basidiomycota; Agaricomycetes; Boletales; Pisolithaceae
Exons: 16
Coding region: 1-1953 (650 amino acids)
Source: RefSeq, a predicted model, not a curated record
AUGCACAAAUUCCCUCUGGCUAAUGAGUGGCAUGUAUUGCUUGGGCAGUCUCUGCUGAGCAGAACUGCAGUGUGGUUCUCUGAUGUUGUCUCCCUUUUUGAUCAUUUCUUGGCCAGCAUGCCAUAUGAGAAACCACUGGAGAUGACAAAUGCAUUCCAGCAGAUCAUUGCCCAGCACACAGUGCUUAAUUCAAGCAUGUGUCUGCAUCAGGAGAAUGAUAUGGAUGCUAUGUCUUCAGCAGUUAUAUCCUCUAAAUGCCUUUGUGAAGAGGUAAGGAGCAUGGAUAACCCUCCUACACCCAAUAAACACUUCAAAGGAAGCCCACCCAUUGGUCUCAAAGAGUCUCAGUCUGUUGCCACAGCAGGACUCCAUCAUAGUGGAAGGGCAGGGGCAGGUUCAGGUGGAAGGGCUGAGCAAUUGGAAUGGAUUGAUCUCCCCAACAAUUCCAUUGUAAAUCCUCUUGCACCACCACCCACUCAGUGGAAAAAGGGUGGGGGCCACAGUGCUGGCCAGAAUGCAAAACUGAAGUCCAAUGUUGCCCCACCACCCUAUGCACCUCCCAUUGUGAAUGGUCCUAGCCCAGCUGACAUGCCUCCAAAUCCUGUCCCUCAGUCUUCAAUGGCAGUAGCAACUCCUGUCUUCCACCAGCACCCCACAGACUCCCAUCACUCUGGUUUCAGUGUUCUGGCUCAACAGUCAGGUGAUAUCAUGCCUCCCUGGAUGGAACCUGACUUUCAAGUGCUCAAUAAUCCCCAACUCUUCUCACUCUCAUCAAGACAAACUUUGGCAACCACUGAUGUUUUCCACAAGAGUUCAGAGAAGCUGUCAUCAGAGGGCUCCUCAGAAGAGGAGUUGGAGACCUCAAAUAAUAACCCAUCAGAUGCAGAGGCUGGUGAGGUCUCCAGUGAUGAGUCCAACAAAGAUGAAGACAAUGCAUUUGGAUGGGGUGCAAUGAAUCUUAGGCAAUCAACUCAUCCUGGCCUCUCCCAAGAAAUGAUGACAAGCAAUCCUAUUUGCCACAAUUCCUUACCCCCUGACCAUGAGUUCACAUACUCAUGUGAUGAGGAUGAUGAUGCAGCUCUGCAAAGCUUACAAUCCAAGGACAAGGCUCAGCCAGAGGGUUCCCAAUGUGGUGCUGUUCCUGGGACUGGAUGGAGGGGAUGUCUGAGGGCUUCUAUGGCUGUCUGGGUGCAGGGAAAUGACCUUCUUGAACUUGUCUCUUGUCUGUGGGCUGCACAUGCACUUUCUAACCCAUUCCCAUUGAAAUCUCACAACCUCAACCUCUCCAUAACAGAGGUGCUCAUCACUGUCAUCAUUGAGUGGAAUCAACACAGUGUGCAAUUUGAAGCUAGUUGCUGGCCUCACCACAAGCAAGAUAUGGUGCACCUCAUAAAAUUGAAGUCAGUUGUGCUGGAAACCAUGCCAUCUGUGUUCAACCUUAUCCCUCCUUCUGAUGUUGCACCAUGGGUUCAUGUACAAUGGAUAGAGACCACUGCCACAAAGCUCCUUGUCAACUCACUUUUCCUAUUGGUUUAUCAGGGAAAAACCAGGAAUUUCACUCACUCCACCUUCAAGGAAGCUGUCAUACAAUUCUACCAUACUGGCACAUAUCAAAUCAUGGAUAAGCAUCCUGAGUCCUUCAGCAAUUCAGUUCCCCUUUCCUGUCUGGCUCUCAUUGCAGCCACAUAUCAUUGUGUGUUGGAUGGAUUUGUGAAGAAUGGCACAGGAAAGACAAUGCCUCAAUUCUCUGGCAAGGCUUACAAUUCCAUUUUCCAUGGCAUGAUGAAGGUGCUGAACAACAUCCUUUGUAAUCCUUAUCACAGCAUGAGGUUGUGUGAUCAGCUUUCUCAGUGGGUGAAGGAAGGAUGGGCUGCACUGCAAGAGGUUGAUAUGAAUUAUGCAAUUGAUGCCAAUCCACCUGUUCCUGUCAUACCUGCUGUGAACUGUUGCUAG